Paramacrobiotus metropolitanus is the source of this 1635-nucleotide messenger RNA. RefSeq names its product exosome complex component RRP45-like. The record is from RefSeq and is a predicted model, not a curated record. Gene Ontology annotation, cellular component: nuclear exosome (RNase complex); cytoplasmic exosome (RNase complex). NCBI's taxonomy places the organism in Eukaryota, Metazoa, Tardigrada, Eutardigrada, Parachela, Macrobiotidae. The transcript has 12 exons. The coding region runs from base 306 to 1436 and encodes 376 amino acids. Gene Ontology annotation, biological process: U5 snRNA 3'-end processing; U4 snRNA 3'-end processing; nuclear mRNA surveillance.
AAGCGGAGCAGCGCCGGCAAACUUCAAUAAAUUCGAAGUCGAUCAGUCGCAUAACUCAUAACUGGAUGUACAAUGAUCAUGUUGUGAUAUUUUGUAACUUGUCUGAGUUUCUGACUAUGUUCUUUUGCAUAUCAUCGAUUUUUUGAUCUGUUUACAAGCACUUCCAGUAAUUUUUUAAUUUUGCACUAUUUAGAGUGGAAGGUGCACGACUCCUUGAAAUCUGUUCGCCUGUGACUCUGUGUAUUCGUUUUGUUUGGACUCACCCCGUGCGCCAACAGCAUCUGACUCUUGAUUCUUGAAAGACGAUGGAUGGUUCGUACGUGAGCAUCGCGGAAAAAGAUACGUACCUGCGUUUUCUCAAAUAUGGCCAGCGAGAGGACAAGCGCGCGGCGUUUGAUUAUCGGGAUUGGCAGGUGUUCUACACGAAAGACCCGGGAACUUGCGUGGUUUAUCUGGGAAAUACUACUGUGAUGUGCACGGUGAAAGUGUUACCUAAGAGAACCUGGAAAACUACUCAAGUGCGUGGUCUAUCUCGUGUGGAUCUCAGCUUAUCCGCCAUGAGCUUUUCCAAAUUCCAGCCCAGCCGACAGAGGUUGCGAACAAUACGAAAGCAGCUGCGGCAACAUAUCAAAUCCAGUAUUUUCUGGUCGAAAUGCGUGGAUGACGAAUCCCUGUGCAUUUCAAGGGGGAAAGCGGUGUUCCAAGUGCACAUUUCCAUAGACGUAAUCCACGCGGAUGGGAAUCUUUUCGAUGCCACUUGCAUGGCGGCGGUAGCGUGUCUGCUGAAUACACAGCGCCCCGAGAUUAUAGUUGAAGGCAACCAGAUUCUCGCUCUUAGUACUUUUGACAAAACCCCAAUUCCGUUGCAAAUUAACCAUAUUCCUGUUUCCACAACGUUUGGCUUCCAACCGGCAAGCCAUUUCGCCAUCGUGGAUCCUAGCGGAAAGGAAGAAAUAGUCCUCAACGGUGCCUUGACCAUUGUUGUCAAUCAGAAUGGAGAAAUCUGCGGGACGUACAAGCACGGAAUGGCUGCCCUUCCAGUCGAGACUAUCUCAAGAUGUGCUGAAAUUGCUGCUUUGCGUGCGAAAGAUGUGGCAGUGAAACUGCGUGAACUAGCGGAAAACGAUUCAAGUAGAAGACUACGGAACGAGUCUGUGGAUUUUCUGGAUAAUCUGCGGCGGCGUUUACCCACAGGCGCGGAUACGGAAAAAGAUGGUUCCAUUACCAAACGUGCACAAACACUGGGAAUUUUACCUGCGGCGUCCGCGUUUCCGCAACACGAAUCUGCUCAUAUUCUACCAAAACGGGAAGAAGUACGAUUACCGGAUGAGCAAGAUUUGUCGGACGAGGAAGGAGAGUUGAGCAUGGAUGAAGACGAAGAAGGAUUGGGCAGCGAGGAAGAAACUGAUUUCCUACACUCUGCUGACCUGGAAUAACUUUAAGCAUUCCCGUUAAUUCAAAAGCAGUGUUCCGACGAUAACAAGGGUGCAUUUAGUCGUUUCUCAGGUUGCGUGUGAAGUGUAAUGACUGUUAACUCGCUCCUGUACAGAGUCUGUAGAUAAUUAUUUACAAGGAAAUGAAAUGAUGGGGUUUCUAUUUUUGAUGAUUUACCCGAACAGAAUACAAUCAAUAAAA